AUCAUUAGUCAGUCGCUCAUUCUGACACAAGAGAGACCAGCAGAGAAAAUGCACACCAACACAGCAGUGAUGAGAAGCCUGGCCAUCAUCGUAAUCAUUGCUUUUACCGCCUGGACCAUAACGGAUGCACAGAAGAUUAACCCCUGCUGUGUCAAGGUCUGCACAGCAAAGGUGAAGGAGCCCAUCAUAGGAUACACAUUACAAAGGGAGAAUCUAUCAUGCAUCAGAGCUGUCGUCUUUCAGACUGAGAGCGGAUUUUUCUGUAUUGAUCCACAACAGCCCUGGGUAAAGGAAAAAGUUAUGGAGCUUAGGCUUGCUCAAAAGAACAAACUGUCACCAUCCUCACCUUCCUCACCAUCCUCAUCCUCCCCAAGCCGUCCUGUGUCACCAUGUCUGAUCACCUCAACUGUUAGAGAUGCACAGAAGAUUAACCCCUGCUGUGUCAAGGUCUCCACAGCAAAGGUGAAGGAGCCCAUCAUAGGAUACACAUUACAAAGGGAGAAUCUACCAUGCAUCAGAGCUGUCGUCUUUCAGACUGAGAGCGGAUUUUUCUGUAUUGAUCCACAACAGCCCUGGGUAAAGGAAAAAGUUAUGGAGCUUAGGCUUGCUCAAAAGAACAAACUGUCACCAUCCUCACCUUCCUCACCAUCCUCAUCCUCCCCAAGCCGUCCUGUGUCACCACGUCUGAUCACCUCAACUGUUAGAGAUGCACAGAAGAUUAACCCCUGCUGUGUCAAGGUCUCCACAGCAAAGGUGAAGGAGCCCAUCAUAGGAUACACAUUACAAAGGGAGAAUCUACCAUGCAUCAGAGCUGUCGUCUUUCAGACUGAGAGCGGAUUUUUCUGUAUUGAUCCACAACAGCCCUGGGUAAAGGAAAAAGUUAUGCAGCUUAGGCUUGCUCAAAAGAACAAACUGUCACCAUCCUCACCUUCCUCACCAUCCUCAUCCUCCCCAAGCCGUCCUGUGUCACCACGUCUGAUCACCUCAACUGUUAGAGGUUAAAUUCUCAAAAAAUCAGCAGCCAGCGACAGCCAAUAACUGGUCUCCACCUAAAUUUUUGUGAAUGAUGCAGCGAUUUUAAAAGUGUACAUUUAAAUGGUACAUAUACAAUAUUUACAGGGAAUUUUAGGAAUUAAUUUAU
Electrophorus electricus (electric eel) is the source of this 1141-nucleotide messenger RNA. RefSeq lists its product as uncharacterized. Gene Ontology annotation, molecular function: chemokine activity. Lineage: Eukaryota; Metazoa; Chordata; Actinopteri; Gymnotiformes; Gymnotidae. Gene Ontology annotation, cellular component: extracellular region. Gene Ontology annotation, biological process: immune response. The record is from RefSeq and is a predicted model, not a curated record.